Linum trigynum is the source of this 2546-nucleotide messenger RNA. NCBI's taxonomy places the organism in Eukaryota, Viridiplantae, Streptophyta, Magnoliopsida, Malpighiales, Linaceae. The record is from the annotation of a GenBank genome assembly.
GCCCAUCUUGGUUACUGUGGGCUUGGGCCUAGAGUUGACGAGCGGUAAAUUUAAAUUUUUUUUUUUUUCUGGUAAAGCAAAUUAGGAUUAUAAAUUUUCAAUAGUUAUUGGUUGGACUUGAAGGGGAGAGUGAGAAAAGGGAAAAGGGGAAAACGGUGGACUGGACAGACUGGAGUAGAGAAAGCUGUUUUCCCCUUUUGUUUCCUCCACCACACCCGAGAGAGAGAGCUCUCCCUCUUGCUCUCUGCCAAAAAAUCACAGCAGGAAAGCAUCACCAGGAACGAAGCGAAAUCAAAUUGACGAGGAAAUGAAUACUUCCGACGACGCCAAGCGAAGCAUCUCCGGGAAUCUACCACCGAAGUCCGGCUCCGAUGAUCGGAGACUCGUGCCCGUCGAACCCGCCGCUGCUCCCGUCGUCGGCAAGAAAAUCGUCAUCAAGAACGCGGACAUGAAGGAGGACAUGCAGAAGGAGGCUGUGGAGAUUGCCAUCUCCGCGUUCGAGAAGCUGAAUGUGGAGAAGGACGUGGCGGAGUACAUAAAGAAGGAAUUCGACCGGAAGCAUGGACCUACUUGGCAUUGUAUCGUUGGCCGGAAUUUCGGUUCAUACGUGACCCAUGAGACGAAUCACUUUGUGUAUUUCUACUUGGACCAGAAGGCGGUCUUGCUCUUCAAAUCUGGCUGAGGCCGCCCCCACAUUCCCCAGUCGCAGCAGCAGCGGCACACACAUCCAAUAUGGCAUGGUGGCGACACCAUGAACUAUCGAUCAUGCCUUGUACGUAUUAAAAAGACCCAAAACCAGAAAAAUUUUCUUGCUAGCAUUUUUGUUGUUGUGUGGAUGGAUCCAUUUGUGUAUAUCUCUUUGAUUAUUGGUUUUCAGCUACGUGAACUACUCCAAGUUUAAUCUUCCAUGCCUUCUGUCCGUUCCCCGCUUGUCUCUUCUUUUGUUAUCUGCUGCCUCUGCUGUCGUUGUAGGCAGUCAUAUAUUCCUCUUAUCACAUGAAGUUUGGAACCAAAUUUCUGCCUGCCGAAGUGUCAUUUCUGUUCACCCUUAGCCACCCAUUUCCAGGAGUUAAAAAUGCAAAGAGCAGAACAUGUUCAGAGUGUUGUUGGCUGGAGGUUUUAUAUAAUAUAGUCGGGUAAUGACAGUUUAGUCCUUCGUUUUUCUUGAACUUGCUUCGUUUUUCUUGAACAAGUUCUUUUUUUAUCCAUCUUAGUCUCGUUGUUACCGCCUUGGUCUGUAUUUACCCAGUGCUCUAGACUCGUGCUCACAUGUCAUGUAUGUUAGAAAAUCUUUUACUUCUCGUUACGGUCUUGAUAGAUUAGAGUCGAAUGAGACGUGGAUGACAUUGGAAUCGAUGAGCAAAAUAAGUAUAUCCGGUCUAUAGUUUCGAGUCAACUAGGACGUGAAUCCUAGUAAUAGAUUCAGUGAAAAUUUUAACAGAUGGACAUAGUUCAGAUACUGGAAUAUGAAAGGUUAUCAAUCUUUGCAAGUCUGUCUUUUCAACCUCUGUAAAAAUGGCUGGGAGUUUACUCGUUGGAAUUCAGUGAGGCUGUUUGUUUGUUUCUUCCUUCCUUUCUUCCGUAUGGUGCCGUGUCUUAUUCUAUGACCUGUGUUUUGUUUUGAGCUUCAACUGAUUUGGCCUUCAAUGCCAACUGAUUGCUGGUGAGGACCUUGGAUUCCCCUUCAAUGGCGGUUCCCACGUCACUGACUAGCUGUCUGUCGGUGGGCUCUGAACUUUGAAGAGAAAGGAGAGUACUUUCUGUAGUAUUAUUGCUAUGGUUUACCUUCUUGGCAUUAUGCAUCAUUAGUUAGUAGUAGUAUAGUAAAUAAUACCUAACCAGAUGAAAACAACAGUUCCCUUUUGUCUGAAUCCGAUUCUCGCCAUUCAGGAAAACAAAACAAACAGAUCUAACCUGCGAAUUAAGAAGCCAUUGGCUUCUACCAGAAAUGGCGUUUUGGGAGGUGAGUUGUUUAGAUGAAUGUCAUGUGUCUUGGAACCUCAGAUUAAUGUGAUAGUAUAUGAAGAGAAUUGGACGAAGAGCUUGGAAAGAAAGCAAGAAGUGGCCUGCGGCUGAUUAGGGAGAAGAGAGGAAAUUAGAGAUGAGAGAUAUGUUGACCUAUCCUUUGAUUAAUACGUAACUGAAUGACGAAAUUACAUUAUAUAAGCUACAUGCUAAAUCCUAAUCACUAACCACUUGAUAAAUCCCUAACCUAUCCCUAGCCCAUACAUGUAUAUCUGACACACACGUAAAUGGAAAAAACAUAGUCGUUGAUAUGUUGUAUAUUCCAAGUUCGAUUCCACUUGUUUUUUAAUCUUGCAAGCCAUGAAGAUGCUGGACUAGGAUUUUCGGAUAGAAUCGACAAAUUUGCUUUAUGGAACAAAUCUUUUAAGGAUUUCAUCCGCGCGAAAAAAAUUAUGCUAUGUUAAGAAAGCAUCAAUAGGUAUACCUAAAUACUUAUUGGAGUAUUGAACUCUGAGUAGACCAUAGCAUAAUUGUGUUCUCUUUGGUCUUUACUUACCUUUGAAUAAAUUUACUAAACAAUG